Molecule: messenger RNA, 2710 nt
Organism: Tigriopus californicus
Lineage: Eukaryota; Metazoa; Arthropoda; Copepoda; Harpacticoida; Harpacticidae
Product: synaptotagmin 1-like
Exons: 12
Coding region: 646-1917 (423 amino acids)
Biological process (GO): regulation of calcium ion-dependent exocytosis; synaptic vesicle endocytosis; cellular response to calcium ion
Cellular component (GO): dense core granule; axon; synaptic vesicle membrane
Molecular function (GO): calcium-dependent phospholipid binding; phosphatidylserine binding; calcium ion binding
Source: RefSeq, a predicted model, not a curated record
CAACCUCGUCAUUUUGGGAGGUCUUUGCCUCACUUGGUAAUGCCCACCAAAGGCAUAUGCCGGUUUUCUCAUUUCCAGUUUCCGAGGACUAAAAUUGACUGAAAUCCAUCGCUAACGGGUAUUUUGAUGCAAAUUAUCGCAUUAGGAACCCUGGCCAACCAAAGAACUGUUCCAACUCCCACUCAACCAGAGAGAAGUAUAGGUCUGCUAGCACUAUUACUUCUUUGUAUCUACCUAGCAGACCUCGGCAAGCAAGUCUCCGGCGAGUAGGGGGAAAAGGAGAAAGAGAACGGAGGGAACUUGGUUCCCUCCUGAGGGAAUUGAACCGCGUCUUUCUCCUCUCCCGUUUCUCUCUUCCUCCUUCUAUCCUUUUGGAACAGAGAAGGUGGUUGGAACACACGGCAAGGAAGAGAAAUCGGGAUCGAGAGCAACAGUGCCAAACCCAGUCCGAGGAAGUCUGGAGAUCUAGUCAGGAGGAUCCAGUACAUACGUACAGCCCUGAGUGUGUAUAGAGUGAAGAUGAUAUUCCAAAGAUUGACGACUUGAGUGCAUUCCGUUGGUCCUUGGGACGCUCAGGACCUUGCCUGGAACCCGAUCAAGAGUCUUUCAUACACCCCAAUCAGCCAAUUGGGUGGACCCGGGAAUAUGGCUCCCUCCAAUGGACUUGUUCAUCGAUGGAAGCGGCAAAGUGCCACUGAAGCCACAACCACGGCCUUAGAAACGAGCACUGAGAGCCUGAAACAGAAGUUUGACGAAGAAGUUCGAUAUGUGGCCACCAAGACCGGCCUUCAAAGGUGGCAUGUCAUCUUAGCUCUCCUACUUUUGGCAGCUGGAAUCGUCGGAUUUUGUGGUUGGUGCAUUUGGAGGUUCUUCAAGAAGAAACGGCCAAAGGACAAGAAGAAAAAGGAUGGACGCAUGGACCAGGAUGACGAGGACAUUUUGGUGGACAACAUUGAAGAGCACGAUGUCAGAGAGGAGACGGAAAAAGUCAGGGAUGCCAAAGAGUAUCUUGGAAAGCUCCAGUACAAACUCGAGUACGACUUCAACACCCAGACCUUAAAUGUGACGGUGAUCCAAUGCUCUGAGCUCCCUGCUUUAGACAUGGGUGGCACAUCAGAUCCCUAUGUCAAGGUGUAUUUGAUGCCGGAUAAGAAGAGAAAGUUUGAGACAAAGGUUCAUCGUAAAACUUUGUCACCCUUCUUCAACGAAACCUUUGCAUUUAAAAACGUUCCAUAUAGCGAAACAUUCGACAAAACGUUGGUGUUCGCAGUAUUUGAUUAUGACCGCUUCUCAAAACAUGACCAAAUUGGAGAGGUCAAGGUACCUCUUUGUAUGGUCGAUCUUGCGCAAACAAUAGAAGAAUGGAAGGAUCUCCAGUCUGUGAAAGUUGACGACCAGUAUCUGGGAGACAUCUGCUUCUCACUCCGAUAUGUCCCCACUUCGGGGAAACUGACUGUUGGGAUCUUGGAAUGCAAGAAUUUAAAGAAAAUGGAUAUCACUGGCGCCUCAGAUCCAUACGUGAAAAUCAAGCUUUUGGACAAUAAGGGAAAGCGGAUUGGAAAGAAGAAGAAAACCUCAGUUAAGAUGUGCAAUCUCAACCCAUAUUACAAUGAGUCCUUUGUGUUCAUUGUAGAGCAAGAAAUGCUAAGGAGGGUAAAUCUGGAGAUGGUAGUAGCAGAUUAUGAUAGAAUCGGAUCCUCAGACCCUAUUGGCAAGGUUCUCCUGGGAUACAAUCGGAAAAAUCUUGAACUCAAACACUGGAAAGAAAUGAUCGAAAACCCCAGACGACCAAUAGUUCAUUGGCAUGUUCUUCAGGAUCCAGAACCCGGAGACGAUGAUGACGAUGAAAAGAAGAAGGAAAAGAAGGACAAAGAGCGAAAGAAAGAAGGGGAAAAGAAAGAAGUGGCCCCUCCUUGAGAGCAAGAUCAUCGACUGGCACAAGCUUCCAACUACCAACUUUCAUUGGCUUUUUAACGUAGAUGCAGUGAAAAAACUACCCUCGGCCCCUUUGUUUUUCUAUUCGACACUUCCCUUCCUUCCUAACCCAACCCUACUUGGACUAAAUGACCCCUAAAUGAGAGAGAGGCCUAGUGAGGUACGUGAGCAUUCCAGCAUGUAGCCUCCUGGUGCUUUAGAUGUCCAUCAAAUCAUUGUAGAGCGGACUGGCCCAGAGGCUUUUGGGAUCUGCUCACAUUGACGAGUUGUCAAUCAGAUUCUUAAAUAUUCACCACCAGAUGAGAUGAAAAUCUGUUGGCGGGUAUUUAAGAACGCAAAUGACGAAGUCUACUUUACCUGACACGACCGAUCUAGAAAGAUUCUCUCUUUCUCUCUGUGCCCUCUCCCGCUUUAUUAGUCUUGAGGAACUGAAGCGAUCAAGUUGAGACUUUGGUGUCUACCAAAAUGCUGAACCAAACUUGAGACUUUACAUUGUAUUGCUUGAUCAGAUGCCUAGCUUUCAAAUUGUUUGCUUCGGGAGCUCAGAUUGAGGCGUUUGUAAAAGUUUCCACCCUGUUUUUGCCUAACCCCUUCCAAGACACCAGUCAACCCAACAUACUCAUGAAUUGUUGAUUCAUAAUAUAGUACCUAUCACACAAACACAGAUAUAGUUUUUCGUGUCCAGCAUCUUCAGUCCAAGAUCAUUUGUACUUUUGAAAUGUAUUUGUGGAAUUAUUAUAAUUGGAUGAAUAAAUGUUCUAUGUCUUCAAAGCAA